GAGGCCGAACGGCGGUGGACGGGUAGAACGGCCCUCUCUCUCUCUCUCUCUCGGCUUCUGAUGGCGGCGGCGAUGGAGAUCGGUGGCAUUGCGAUGCGGAACCCGACGGGGCGCGCCGGCCGGACGUUCCUUGGAACCGGAAGGCGGUGGCGGUCGGCGCGGAAAGAUGUUGUUGGCACGGGGCUCGCCGUGAGGGCGUUGAUGGCCGCGGAGAAGCGCGACGGACGGACCGUGGAGAUCGGCACUUCCAACAGGCCUGUUAAUUCGGACAAGCUAAAUGUCUUGCAUGGGAUUCAAUCAAGUGUUCCCAUUGUUGAAGAGGCAAAGAUGGAGACCGAUUUUCAAAGGAAGACAAAGAUUGUAUGUACAAUUGGUCCUUCGACGAAUACACGUGAAAUGAUCUGGAAAUUGGCAGAGGCUGGAAUGAAUGUUGCACGGCUUAACAUGUCUCAUGGAGAUCAUGAGUCGCACCAGAAGAUUAUCGAUUUGGUCAGGGAAUAUAAUGCCCAAUGCAAAGACAAUAUUAUUGCUAUAAUGCUGGACACUAAGGGUCCGGAGGUAAGAAGUGGAGACUUGCUAAGACCUGUGUUGCUUAAGGAAGGUCAAUCAUUCAACUUUACCAUCAAAAUAGGAGUUAAUUCUGAAGAUACUGUUAGUGUAAAUUAUGACGACUUUGUGAAUGAUGUUGAAGUUGGUGAUGUUAUUUUGGUGGAUGGAGGGAUGAUGUCAUUAGCUGUAAAAGCAAAGACUCAUGAUAUGGUCAAAUGCAAAGUAAUUGAUGGUGGAGAAUUAAAAUCAAGGCGCCACUUAAAUGUGCGUGGAAAAAGUGCUACACUUCCAUCCAUUACAGAGAAGGAUUGGGAAGAUAUUAAGUUUGGUGUGGACAAUCAGGUUGAUUUUUUUGCAGUUUCUUUUGUUAAAGAUGCUAGAGUAAUUCAUGAACUAAAUGACUAUCUCAGAAGUCUCAAUGCAGAUAUACAUAUUAUCCCUAAAAUAGAAAGUGCAGAUUCAAUUCCAAACCUUCAGGCAAUAAUUUCAGCCUCAGAUGGGGCGAUGGUGGCACGUGGAGACCUUGGUGCUGAGCUUCCAAUUGAGGACGUUCCCUCUCUGCAGGAAGAGAUUAUUAAGACAUGUAGAAGCAUGCAGAAACCAGUGAUUGUAGCAACGAACAUGUUAGAAAGCAUGAUAAACCAUCCAACUCCAACAAGAGCAGAAGUUUCUGACAUAUCAAUUGCAGUCCAAGAAGGAGCAGAUGCUAUCAUGCUAUCAGGAGAAACUGCUCAUGGAAAGUACCCAUUGAAAGCUGUUAAAGUAAUGCACAAUGUGGCAUCAAAAACUGAAUCCAUAAUGUCAAACGACACUCUCCACACUCCUGACAAGGCUGUCCAGUAUGUAGGUGGUGGCGAUUUUUCCCAAGGGCACAUGAGUGCGAUGUUUGCGUUGCAUGCAACCACCAUGGCCAAUGCUCUUGGCACACCUAUUAUUGUCUUCACACAAACUGGUUCGAUGCCUGUGCUUCUGAGUCACUAUCGACCUUCUUCAACUAUAUUUGCAUUUACUAAUGAGGAAAGAGUUGGACAAAGGUUGACGCUGUACCAAGGCGUGCUGCCUUUAUAUAUGCAGUUCUCUGAUGAUGCUGAAGAGACCUUCUCUAGGGCCAUAAAGCAUUUGAUGAACGGAGGGUAUCUAAGGAAAGGAGAUUAUGUUACUCUUGUUAAGAGUGGAAUACGCUCGAUCUGGAGAGACGACUCCACACAUCAUAUUGAAGUCUGCAACAUCCAAGACUGAAUUGAUAUCCAAAUCGACAUUUCUUCGACCUAGUAGUAGCUGCUUCAACCAUUACUGUCUGAUUGCCGAAUAUUUUGAUUAUACAUUGUUAAAUUAAUCUGAUUUCUA
Messenger RNA from Musa acuminata subsp. malaccensis (wild Malaysian banana), 1896 nucleotides. Its product is annotated as pyruvate kinase isozyme G, chloroplastic. Gene Ontology annotation, molecular function: pyruvate kinase activity; magnesium ion binding; potassium ion binding. Lineage: Eukaryota; Viridiplantae; Streptophyta; Magnoliopsida; Zingiberales; Musaceae. The record is from RefSeq and is a predicted model, not a curated record. Gene Ontology annotation, biological process: glycolytic process. Gene Ontology annotation, cellular component: cytoplasm; chloroplast stroma.